Molecule: messenger RNA, 3122 nt
Organism: Lepus europaeus (European hare)
Lineage: Eukaryota; Metazoa; Chordata; Mammalia; Lagomorpha; Leporidae
Product: kinesin-like protein KIF28
Exons: 23
Coding region: 9-3122 (1037 amino acids)
Biological process (GO): cytoskeleton-dependent intracellular transport; microtubule-based movement
Cellular component (GO): kinesin complex; microtubule
Molecular function (GO): ATP hydrolysis activity; microtubule binding; microtubule motor activity
Source: RefSeq, a predicted model, not a curated record
UAUGAAUAAUGAAAACGAUGAAAAUGCCUAUGCCAAGUACUGACAGUGUGAAAGUGGCAGUGCGGGUGCGGCCUUUUAGUCAGAGAGAGAAGAAUUCUGGAAGCAAAUGUGUGAUUUCCAUGCAUUCCAGAACCACCACCACUGUUCAGGACCCUAAGAAUCCAGAGCAUGUGAAGACGUUUACUUUUGACCUGGCAUAUUGGUCUCACAGCGGAUUCCAAGAGGAUAAAGAUGGUGUCCUAAUUUCAGCUGAUCCCACUAGUGAUUUUGCAGGCCAGAGAGACGUUUUCCAUGACAUUGGGAGGGGAAUUCUGGACAGUGCUUGGCAAGGUUAUAAUGCCACUCUCCUGGCCUAUGGCCAAACAGGCUCUGGAAAGAGCUAUUCCAUGAUCGGGUUUGGGGCCAACAAGGGUAUUAUUCCAAAUGUGUGUGAAGAGCUCUUUCAAGCAAUUGAGAGCCAAGAGAGAAACCAAGAAUACCAGGUUACCUUCAGCAUGCUGGAAAUUUACAAUGAACAGAUUAGAGAUUUACUGUCUAGGACCAGAAAGCCUGGUGGGCUAAAAGUAAGGGAAGACCAGCACCUGGGCUUUUAUGUGGAGGGUCUGAAGUCAGUGCCUUGUGAGAGCUACGCACAAAUUGAAAGGCUGAUGGAACAAGGAACAAAAAUAAGGACCACAGCUUCCACCACCAUGAAUGCCAGCAGCAGCCGAUCCCACAUGCUCAUCACCAUUCAGUUCAAGCAGGUCUUCCUGGACAGAGACCUCACCAAACAGUCCAGUAUCAACUUGGUGGAUUUAGCAGGAAGUGAAAGGCAGAAGUCUUCAGGAGCUGAAGGUGACAGACUAAGGGAGGGAUCCCGAGUGAACUUAAGCCUAACCAGUUUAGGAAACGUCAUCAGCGCUCUGGCUGACGCAGCCAUGGGGAAGAAAGUCCUGCACAUUCCCUACCGAGACUCUGUUCUGACCAAACUUCUCCAGUCAGCUCUGGGUGGAAACAGCAGAACGACUUUGAUAGCAGCCAUAAGUCCCGCUGACAUCUGCUACGAGGAAACGUUAUCGACAUUAAGAUACGCUGAGAGGGCUAAGAAGAUCCGGAAUGCAGCCGUGGUCAAUGCCUGGACGCUGAUGAGGGAUUUGAGGGCAGAGAAUAAGCUGCUGCUCAGAGGCGGAAACCACGGAAUGGCAGAGCAGGUGGGCUCCUCUCCUGUAGACCAGCAGCGGGGGCCUGGAGCCCAUCAGGCCACCUGGGCACACCUGCUGGCGCAGGCGCGCAGAGAAUGGGAGCAGCUAUAUGCAGCCGUUGCCCAGGAGCAGCAGAUGGUGAAGACCCUCCCUCACCUCCGCAACGUCAACGAGGACCCACAGCUCUCGGGGGUCCUCAGGCACUUCAUCCGCACAGGUUCCUGGGAUGCGGGGCAGGCUGCUUCCAAUGCUAUCAUCCUACAAGGUCUGGGAAUUUCAGAUAAACACGCUGCCUUCACAAAUUUGGAUGGUAGGGUGACAGUCACGCCAUACGGUACAUGCAAAGUUAUUGUCAAUGGGGUGCCCGUUACGACCGAGACAAAGCUACAGCAUCUGGACCGUGUAAUUUUGGGAUCCAACAGUGCCUACCUGUAUGUGGGGUUCCCGGCAGAGCGCGGCGGCGAGGACUGGAGCAGAUUCGAUUACGACUUCUUCCAGCUGGAGAGGGCCGCUGCAGAGGGCGUGAGCAUGGACAGGCUGGGCGCUGUGAGCGAUGGAGAUGGCAACGCAGACCCCAGCGUCCUGGCUGUGUUCCAAGACUACAUCAGGCUCAUGCCACUGGUUGCAGAAGCAAAUCAGAUGAGUGAGGAGCUGAACAAGGGCCUUCAAAUGGAGCUGAAAGUGAAGAAUCUGGCGUCGUCAGAUUCCAGGGGCUACGACCUGCAGAAAGAGGUCACAGUGAAAGUGACCAACCGAAGGACUCACGAGGUGUGGAUUUGGUCGAAAGCCAAGUUUAUCAACAGGAAAUUCCUGAUGGAGGAGCUGUACCAGCGCUUUCGAGACGGAGAAGACAGCGACGUGGCUCAGGAAGAUGACCCCUUCUGGGACCCUGUCGAGGUGGUCCACUUGGGCUCCGCGCAUAUCUGGCUCCAGUCCCUGGCAUACUGCAUGCCGUUCGAGGAGCAGGUGGAGUUUCUCAACUGUGACGGGCUGGAGGAGGCCGUGCUGCACGUCCACAUAGCCCCCUGCUCCCCAGCGGGACGAGCCCACGGCGAGGAAGAUGUGGUUACGGAUCCUUUGGAGCUAUUGGGCAAGAGGAUGGAUUUCCAGAUUCACAUUGUCCAGUGUCUUGGCGUCAAGUGGCUAAAGGAAGAUGCAAAGCGGGGCAUUCAGAUAGGGUAUAGAAUUUAUGACCUUCCAAACACUUUGUACACCAAGCCUGUCUGGAAAACCAUGAAUCCCCAAAUUGAAGAGACUGUCCAAUUUGCGGCCUUAAAUGCGUCUCAGGAGUUCCUGAAUUAUUUACAGACAAAUGCUCUGAUUGUUGACUUAUGGGGCCUUCAAGAAGGCUGUGCUGAGCUCAGCUGCUCCCAGCUGGACCCCAUGGCCACAGAGGAAGGCCACAUUGUGGUGGACACCAGGAACCUUUCCCUUGUGAAGGACCCAAGCCAGACUGCAUCAAGCCAGGGGGCAGACGUCUAUCCGAAGCUGCUCAGGUUGGAGCGGGAGACAGAGCUGCUCCGAGACGUUAACAGGGCGCUGAGAGCGGAGAACGUGUUUCUCAAAGGCUCGCUGGCCAAACUGAGUCCCGGUCUACAAGGUGAGACACUGCUCAAGGUAACUGGAGCCACAGCACAACAGCCCACGGCCCUCAGGCCUGAUGUGCCCUGCACUGCGGCACAGGCCGGCUCUGACAGGGAGCUCGCCAGAGCGCUCAAGGCCUUCUACCAAAGCAUGAACGCGGCCAGGGGGCAGCUUCUCCGGCUGAGACAGAGCAGACCGCCUGAAGAUGAUCAACUGCUUCGACCAUUUAUACACCAACAGACACAGAUGUUAAAGGAUUUUGGGAACCUAUUUGAAUCCAGCUUGUGGAAACUGAAAAAUGAUGUGGCCCUUGUAGUGAAAAAGAAGAGAGAACAUUUAUUGCCUAUCCAACAGUGA